Molecule: messenger RNA, 6438 nt
Organism: Ctenopharyngodon idella (grass carp)
Lineage: Eukaryota; Metazoa; Chordata; Actinopteri; Cypriniformes; Xenocyprididae
Gene: ncana
Product: neurocan a
Exons: 16
Coding region: 325-3492 (1055 amino acids)
Biological process (GO): cell adhesion
Molecular function (GO): calcium ion binding; hyaluronic acid binding
Source: RefSeq, a predicted model, not a curated record
UUUUGUUUCUGAUCUCUCCUCCAGUAGACGGAGGCGCCGCUGCGGAGAGACCGGCGUCAAUCUGCGCGUGUUUCGUCCGCGGAUGUACCCGGUGCUUGUCAUUGCCUUACCAUCGGAAACUGUUCAAGAGCAUUUACAGCUUCAUUGGUGGAUUCAAUUCGUUUCAUGUCACUGAAGUUCCAGCAGACUCAGAUGAGAUAGGCUCUUUCUCCACCAGAGGCACCGGAGCAUCCGCAGUUCGGUUCGGUUCUGCUCAGCUGAUCUUCCUCCAUUCAGCCGGCGAGGACUCGUACUCUGAGCUCUGACAACUUCAACAACUCCAGGAUGUUGCGUGUCGGCGCCGGUGGGCUGCAGGUUCUAGCGGUUCUGCUGGUGUUUUCAGCAGACUGUGGUGUGACUCAAGCCGAGACUCUGGUGACCGUCCGGAGAGUGACCCAUCCUCCGCUGCGGCAUCCGUUGGCAGAGUCCGCCCUCCUCCCGUGUGUGUUCACCCUUUCGCCCGCCCUCAUCCCGGCCCACGGUCCUUACAUCCACUGGACCCGCGGCUCAGGAGACCAGGAGAGGACGGUGCUGUCGGCCCGGGACGGGGUGGUCAGGGUGCACCAGGCCUACGCAGGUCGGGUCAGUCUGCCUGGUUACUCCGCCAACCAUCUGAACGCAUCAUUGGCUCUCUCUCAGCUCCGCUCCAAUGAUUCCGGGACUUUCCGAUGCCACGUCGCCCUGGGGGACAGUUAUGAGCAGGAUACGGUCAACCUGGAAGUCACAGGUGUGGUGUUUCACUACGGUUCUCCUGCGGAUCGAUAUUCUCUGUCCUAUGCCGAGGCCGUUCGAGCGUGUGAGGAGAAUUCGGCUCAGAUCGCCACGGCCGAGCAGCUGUGGGCUGCGUUUCACUCCAGUAUGAACAGCUGUGCGGCCGGCUGGCUCAAAGACCAGAGCGUCAGGUAUCCCGUACAGACACCGGAGCUCGGUUGCAAUGGACACACUGAGUUUUCUCGUGGGGUGAGGAAUUAUGGGAAACGGGACCCUUCAGAAUUGUUUGACGUGUAUUGUUUCGCCAAUCACAUGCAAGGUGAAGUGUCUGCCGUCUCCGCCCCGGACAGACUGACACGUCUAGAAGCCUCGGCUCACUGCGCGUCUGUCGGCGGUCAGCUGGCCACCGUCGGUCAGCUCUACCUGGCCUGGAGGUCUGGACUGGACUACUGCGAGCCGGGCUGGCUGUCCGACGGGAGCGUGAGGUAUUCUGUCAAGGCGCUGCGGUCAGAGUGUGCCGGCAGAGAAGCAGGUGUCCGAACCGUUCCUCCGGCAGAACUGAGCAACGGAACCGCGCGCUUCGAUGCUUUCUGCUAUCACGCAAAGAAACCGCAGACGGCUCCGACGGGCAUCAUGAAGUCCUUCCUGAGACCGUGGAGGUACAUGACCGGAGACAACAGCUCAGAGCAGACGACAGAAGACGCGUCCCAGUCUCAGUCUUCCACCACCGACGCACAGACUGCCAGCCAGUCGGACCUUCCUGACCUCCAGCCCUCUAACUGGACCGGACAGGUGGAUUUGGACAAAGAGCCGCACAUGGCCGCCGAAGCCCCCGAGCUCUCAGCCGAAUAUCUGACAGUCCGUCUCCGCGCUGGAGACACGUCUCUGGACUGGAGUGGACAGUUGGACUCGUUCCCAGACAGCGAACAGGUGGUUUCUGCUCCGGGGUCAGAUCUGAGUCCUGGCGGAUCGGCCACAGAGGAAGAGGAUGAGGAUGAAGGUCUGUCCGGUCAGUCCGUCAGUCCUACAGCUCCUCAAGGAAAGGGCAAGAGUUCCCUCACCAACAUCGUCAGCUCAUUAUGGAAACCCUGGAGCUACUUGACAGGAAGUGAGGCGGAGGCGACAACCAAGAGUGCGGCUGCUAUGGAGACGACCGUGAUGGACACAAAACCCACUGCAACUCCUGGAUCAGGGUUGAUGUCAUGGUGGAGUCGCUCAUGGCUGUCUGGUCCUUCAUCCGUCACUGAUAAAUAUAGCACAUCCUUUCCAUCCACAAGUUCAGACGUACCAACAUCAAUCUUGCCAAAAAGCACGGUUGACAUCCGCACGGGUCAACCAACACAGAGCGGUCCGGUGACUGCAGGAGAUUGGGUCGAGGUGACCGAAAUACCUGAGCAGAAAUCCAAAACCUCCGAACCCAGAGUCUCCGUAUCAACUGAGAGCUACUCUGGAGAGAGCAAAGUCCUGGAGAUGGAGGGCAGCUCGUGGGGAGACACGUACACGUCGUCCCAGACGCCGCUGAUGUCGAGCACCGGUUCCCUCGCCACCACCGCUCACGGCCAUGAGGCUCGUGGAGAAAUCCAGUACAGACGCAGGAACAAACCCAAGAGACUCAACCCAAGCACCACUGAGAUGACCACAACCAUCGUCCAGAGCACAGCCACACCCUCUGCUGUGUCUUACAGUACUGGAAACAGUGGAUUGACCAUCUCCACAUCUAGAGAUGAGUCGACCAUCUCCACAUCUACAGACGAGUCUCAGACGCCAAGCUUUGGAACGACGGUAACCAGCAGCGUGGAGCCGGAUCUGAGCAGCACCGAGGCCGUCGGGAAGAACCACUCCAUCGGUGAAGAAGAGGACGACAGAUGCAGCUGUCUGCACGGAGGGACGUGUCUUCCUCACGGAGAGGGUUUCCGCUGCUUCUGUCCGCAGGGAUAUGCAGGAGAGAGCUGUGAAAUCGAUGUUGACGACUGUCAGUCGAAUCCCUGUGAGAACGGCGGCACCUGUAUCGAUAAAGAGGACUCGUUUGUGUGUCUCUGUUUGCCCAGCUACAGCGGAGACCGAUGUGAGAGAGACACAGAGGGCUGUGAACACGGCUGGAAGAAGUUUCACGGCCACUGCUACCGUCUGUUUCCACACAGACACACCUGGGAGGAGGCAGAGAAGGACUGCAGGGAACACAGCAGUCACCUGACCAGCAUCACUUCCUCCAUGGAGCAGGACUUCCUUAACGGUCUGGGUCAUGAGAACGCUUGGAUCGGUUUAAAUGAUCGUACAGUUGAAGAGGAUUUCCAGUGGACUGAUGCAAUGGACGUUGUGUACGAGAACUGGCGGGAGAAUCAGCCGGAUAAUUUCUUCGCGGGCGGAGAGGAUUGUGUGGUGAUGGUCACUAGAGAGGACGGCAAAUGGAACGAUGUGCCCUGCAACUACAAUCUACCCUACAUCUGCAAGAAGGGAACAGUCAUGUGUGGCACUCCUCCGGCCGUAGACAACGCCUAUCUAGUGGGCCGCAGACGCUCGCACUACGACAUCCACGCUGUGGUGCGGUACCAGUGCGCCGACGGCUUCUUUCAGCGCCACAUACCGACUGUCCGCUGCCACCCCAAUGGAACCUGGGAAAGACCCAAGAUCAUCUGCACUAAAUCACGGCGAUCUCACCGUUACCGUCGGCAACACCACAGAUCUCGGCGUGACCAUCGAAGACACCGGAGACACGGAUCCGGGCACAGGGGGCGGGAUUAGGCCACGAGGGCGGAGCUAAACAACAGGGGUCAUCACCUCUGACCCCGUGACAUCUGUUCCGGUGUUUCCCUGUCAGAGGAAACGCAACAGACGGAAAGGACAGAAACUAUCACUCCUCCUCUUCUCGUUUACCUUUCUUUUAGUUCAUUUAGGUUUCAUUAACCCGCUGUUCACAUCUUCAACUCGACGUAACGUUAUUUCAUGUGUACUGGAGGGUAUUCGACGCAGACAGUCAGUCAUGUGGGCGAAACAAACGCCUCCUUCUGCUCUUGAUCUUUUGGGAUAGUUGUAUUAAUUUGUUUAGGCAGCAGGUGAAGGUUUUAGUAGCUCAUGUUCAUAGAUUUUUUUGGGAUUUAAUGCUUUAAUGAAAUACUGAACGUCCCCAAAAUGAAAGAAGUUCACCCUUCAUAAAUAAGACGCUCUUCAAGCCUUGUUCCUUCAGUCUAACAUCUUUGUAUCUUUUACUUCGUUUCGAGUGUUUGCUGAUGAUUUGAUUUAUAUUUCAAUCUUUAACUCUUGUGAAAUGUUGGAGUAGAAUCGUAGGUAUGUUCUGUCAUGUUUAGUCUCAUGAAGAAAAGCAACAUCCAAUUCACGUUUCGCCACUAAAUGAAAAGAAAUUACAUUUUGCAUAAAGAACAUGAAGCCUUUUUUUUAAACUGGUAAGAUUUUUUUGCAUUGUGACAAUUACAGUGAAUUUCCCAUCAAAUUAAAAAUCCAAACGUUAAAAAAAUCACAAUUCCAAAAAUCUUUUUAUUUUUUAAUGCAAAAUGUAAUUUCUCAUUUCUUUCUUUUUGAUGUUGGGGUGAAAUAUGACCAAAACUCAACAUGAAUCGGUUCAUUUAUCUUCUCGCACAGAUUGUGAUGAAGCAUCUGAAAGCUUUGAAAUGUUUCCCACAUCACAGGGAUGAUUGACAGGUGUCGGUUUACACAUCAAACUCUCAUCUCUGUGUUCAGAGUGAUUUUGAAGUCAAUCAUUUCUGUCUAGAAUUUGAGUGUUUGAAGAGAAACAAACGCAGGCACAUUGAAUCCUCAAGGAGGCGAUAAAGUUUCAUUCAAAUGUCAGUAUCAUUAAACCGGUCGUGUUGUCAUUCAGGUUAUCUCAAAACGAUCAAUAAAUUGACCUGAAAGAGAAAACUGAGCCUAGAAGGAAGUUUAUGCAUGAACACAUACUGACAUACUUGAAAUGCACCAAUGUGAGGAAAAUGGAGUUUGCGUUAGUGUUCACAUACUUUAUCAGGAUUCACUCUUCACUCCCUUGUAUGACAGUUUAUUCUCACCCUGCUGAAGCACGUGUGACUGGCAUGUUCAGACGGACUCAUUUGACAUGCCUGUUGCUUGGUAACAUGUUGACAUGUUUCUCUGUGUCCUUUGUGUUUGUGUGUGUGUGUAUGUGUGUGAGCUAGAGAGAAUGGAAGUGUGUGUGUGUGUGUGUGCUAUUUGAGAUAACAGCAUGCGUUUGUGUGUGUUUUUUGUUUGUGCAGUUUUCAGUGUUUUUUAUGGUACAGAUGACACUCAUUAAUUAGUUCACAAAUCACAAAGUAUUUUUGUCUUUUUCCAGGACCUAAGUAUCUCUUUUUCAAUGAUCUAAACAUUUUUAAAUCAAGACACAUUUACUAAGAUAAUAAUUCUUCUUUUUCCCAAAAAAAAUUAAUAAAAAAUAAUGCUUAAAACAAGAAAAAUAUCAGUAACACUUUACUUUAAGCCUUUAUGUAUAAUGCAAUUUAAAGGUAUUCAUAAUGCAUUAUAUAUUAUGCAUCUUUUCAUAAAUAAUUGUAACCAAAGAUAAAAUUCAUUCCUUGUUCCAUCUGAAAUUGGUUGUUUGUCAUGUUUUAAUGCAUUAUACUUUCUAAAGGUGUAUUUUAACUGGUUAUAAUUAUGAUACAAGGCAUAAUUAAUGCAUUAAAAAUACUAUUAUAAUACAUUAUAUGUAAAGGCUUUAAGUAAAGUGUUACCAAAAUAUCUGUCAAUGUCGUCAGAAAAAUAAACGUAUUUUCCCUUUGAAUUAAGUUAAUCAUAAACUCACUUAAUUUUGUCUUAAUAUCUUCAGUCAUUUUGUUUCUAAAGUAAAUGUAUCUUGAUUUAAGAAUGUUUACAUAUUUGUAUUGGAAAACAAAACAAAAAUACAAAGUAAGAAAUGUUUUUUGCAGGUCAGGAUCUGUUCCUAAACCUAGUGAGCUACUAAGACAACUCCCAGAAUGCAUUGGCUCAAUGAAAUAGAGUCCAGUUUGUGGGAUGAAGCUACUAGCAUUUAAUUCCGUGGUGGGAAAUAUUGAUACAACGUUUAUUCUAAUUAAUGCAUUAUUUUACACAUAUUUGUGUGUUGUCAUUUUUAUUAAAAGACAGUAUUAUUAAAGUGCGCUUUGUGUGGGUUUGACACACCAAAGUGCUUCCGAAGGAUGCAGCCUCUGUAGGGAGCACUAGGUUUUGGAGCAGAUGUGUUGUAUUUGACAACAAUAACCCAUGUGAAUCUGGAUCUGUUUUCUUUUCCUCUCAGUUUGCUCUGUGUGUUUAUUCAUAACAUGUAGCCUAUUCUUUAGUGAACAUGAUGACAAAUAAUCCGUAUCACACUAGAGUCCUUCAGCUCACUCCUCUGUUUGAUCCGAGCUUAUUCUUCUGUAUAUAAAUUGGAUGAAGUUUGUAUUCUGUUGUUUUCACUCAUUUAUUCCUUAAUGAUGCUCAUGUUUUUUAUUCUAUCGUCUGAUCACAUGUAAUCACCCUCUUCAGUAGUUUUUGCAGAACUGACAUGGAAACGUGUGUUUCACACGAUAACAACACAAGCGUAUGUUUCAGCAGCUCUUCAUGAAAUUCGGCACAAGAAUCGCUCAGAUGAAUCUGGUUUCUGAAGUCAAACCUUGAUGUUUUUAUGGCUUCACUUCUCGUUUGUUGAUGUGUUUUGUUCUUUAUUAAACUCGAAACAAACCAACAAUAAAUCUGAUUGGAUCAAAA